Molecule: messenger RNA, 4379 nt
Organism: Otolemur garnettii (small-eared galago)
Lineage: Eukaryota; Metazoa; Chordata; Mammalia; Primates; Galagidae
Gene: EVC2
Product: EvC ciliary complex subunit 2
Exons: 22
Coding region: 43-3975 (1310 amino acids)
Biological process (GO): smoothened signaling pathway
Cellular component (GO): ciliary membrane; plasma membrane protein complex
Source: RefSeq, a predicted model, not a curated record
CCUGCCGCGCCGGCCACUGGGGGAUCGCCGGCUUAGCGGAAUAUGAGUCCGGCUGGUUCCUCUGGACGCAGCACGUGGAUGCUGGCCGGGGGCUUCCUGGCCGUGGCGUUGGCGCUGGGGGGAAGAGGCUGUGGCCUUGGCCCUAGGGACCCAGGUCACCUCCGGGGCCCUCUUGGAGCUCAGCCUCCUCCGGAUUCCCCGGCGGUUCCCAAUCCUGGAGCCGGCCUAGGUACUCUUCCCAGGCAAAGCCGGAGGGGGCCCCAGGGGACCGCGCAGGAGCUGCCCUGCAUGCUUUGGCCCAGUGUGGAAAACUCUCACUUUAAGACUGCAGGGGAAGCACCCCCUGGAAUGAAAUCCAACAAGAAAAUUGAAGUCUUUAUCCCAUUCCUGACUUCUGCAGCCUCGAGUGGGCCACGGACUCAUUCUCUCUUCGCUUUUAUACCUUCGUGGCCUGUGAAGACCUUAUUUAAAAGAGAGUCUCCUAUGACCCACCACAUGUAUGGAGACCUUUUAAGAGAUGUUCCAGGGACUUCUGAGAAUGGAGUAAUUUUUCAGAAAUGUGCACUGGUGUCAGGGCAGAGUGAAUCGCAGACAGCCCACGUGCGGCUGUUUGUUAACAACCAGACACCUUUGUCAGCCAACCUCUCAGAUCUUCUCUUGCUGGAUAACAUCACUGGCCUCACUGUGAGGGAGUCGAUCGGAAAUAAGAGCUCAGGAGGACUCCAGGCUUUCAGAAAGAAGUUUCUGCAAGUGGGAGACUCCUUUGAGGUCAGCUACACAGCCUCACUGCAGCCUGAAGGCCUCAGACCCGGAGAGAGCCUGAAGCUUCCCGCCCACCUCACCUUUCAGAGCACGUCACUGAACAGAACGCAGCUAAAAGCCCUUUUUACCAUAACAGCAGAAGAAAAGAUAACGGUCCUGCCACACCAUGGUCUGCACGCAGCAGGGUUCUUUGCUGCCUUCCUCCUCUCCCUUGUGCUGACCUGGGUUGGACUCUUCUUCAUGGUUCGAUAUCAGUGUCUGCAGGGAAAUGUGUUCACUAGACAUCGGGUUGGGCAUCAUGAGAGCAAGCUGGAGCCCCUGCUGUUCACUUUGGAGGAUGGUGUGAAUGAGGACCUUUCCCUUAACGAACAGCUGAUAGACAUUCUGUCCUCUGAGGACUCUGGGAGCACACUUCAAGCCUUAAAAGAGUUGGAGAUUGCAACCCUGAAUCGAGCUGAUGCAGAUCUGGAGGUCUGUCGAACUCAAAUCAGCAAGGAUAUCAUUGCCCUUCUACUGAAAAACCUCACCAGCAAUGGCCACCUCUCACCUCAAGUGGAGAGGAGGAUGGGUACCAUUUUCAAAAGGCAGUUUCUGUUGCUGGAAAAUGAAAUUCAAGAGGAGUAUGAUCGGAAGAUGGUGGCAUUGACAGCUGAAUGUGACCUGGAAACAAGAAAGAAGACAGAAAAUCAGUACCAGAGGGAGAUGGCGGCAAUGGAGGAAGCAGAAGAAUUGCUGAAACGUGCAAGUGAGAGGUCGGCUACUGAGUGUAACAACCUCCUGCGGACCCUGCAUUGCCUGGAGCAAGAGCAUGUGAGGAAGUCCCUGGCUUUGCAGCAGGAGGAAGACUUUGCCGCUGCUCGUAGACAGCUGGCCGUUUGCCAGAGAGGCGAGCUGCACGGCAUCUUCUUCACCCAGGUGAAAAGUGCUGUUCUCAAAGGGGACUUGAAGCCAGAGGUCGCUAAAAUGCUACUUCAGAAUUAUUCAAAAAUACAGGAGAAUGUAGAAGAGUUAAUGGACUUUUUCCAGGCUACUAAGAGGUAUCAUCUAAGUAAAAGAUUUGGUCACAGAGAAUACCUGGUCCAGAACCUACAGUCGUCGGAGACCCGUGCGCAAGGCCUUCUGAGCACUGCUGCAGCCCAGCUGACCCACCUCAUCCAGAAACAUGAGAGAGCAGGGUACUUGGACGAAGAUCAAAUGGAAAUGCUGCUGGAGAGGGCUCAGACAGAAAUCUUUUCUGUAAAGCAGAAGUUGGACUAUGACUUAAAGCAGGAAAAGAAAAAACUUCACCAAAAAUUAAUAAUUAAGAGAAGACGAGAGUUGCUGCAAAAGCACAAGGAGCAGCAGAAUGAGCAGCUGUCGGUCAGGGACGCCUUCCACGCAGCCGAGGACGUGGGCCAGUACCUGCAGCAGUGGCGGGGCUUGAUGGCUGAGCACUGCACCGCCUUGGAGGAGCUGCAGGAGCGUCUGGACCAGGCUGCCCUGGACGACCUCAGGGCCCUGACCCUCUCACUGUUUGAGAAGGCCACGGAGGAGCUGAGGCGGCUGCAGAGCUCUGCGCUGACCCAGGAGCUGCUCAAGCGCAGUGUGCCCUGGCUCUUCCUGCAGCAGAUCCUGGAGGAGCACAGGGAGGAGAUGGCGGCACGGGCUGAGCAGCUGGAGGCCGAGGAGAGGGACAGGGACCGGGAGGGCAUUCAACGUGUGCGGCAGAGGCUGAAGGAAGAUUCCCCGGAGGCCUCAGUGGCGGAGCAGGCCGAGCUGCGACACUGGGAGCGCUUGACCUUUGCGAAACUCUGCUCCUCAGCCUUCUCCCUGUCAGAAGAGCAGCUGCUCAGGAUGCAGCAGGAGGUCCAUGGCUGCUUCGCUCAGAUGGACAGGAGCUUGGCCCUCCCCAGGAUCCGGGCGCGAGUCCUGCUGCAGCGGUUUCAGACUGCCUGGCGGGAAGCAGAGUGCCUGCGGCUGGACCAGGCACUGGCUGCCCCUGAGCUCCAGCAACAGUCCAAGGGGAGAAAGCCACGGUCCAAGAGUAAAAACAAAAUAGACCUUUUGAAGAAGUGCAUUGAAGAUAAAAUUCACCUCUGGGAGGAACAGGCCCCUGAAGACCUGGUUGAAAAGGUUCAAGGUGAGCUGCUGCGAGAGAGAGUGCAGAGGCUAGAGGCCCAGGAAGGACAUUUUGCCCAGAUGCUUGUGGCUCUGCAGUUCCAGAAAGCCGCCCAGGUAACUGAGACGCUGUCAGCAUACACCGCCCUCCUCAGCAUCCAGGACUUGUUCCUGGAGGAGCUGAGCGUGUCUGAGAUGCUGACCACGGCUGCCUGCACCCAGAUCCUGGAGUCACACAGCCCGGAGCUCCAGGAGCUGGAGAGGAAGCUGGAGGACCAACUGACACAGCGGGAAGCGGCCGAGCAGCAGCAAGCCCUGGCCAGCUGGCAGCAGUGGGUGGCUGAUGGGCCAGGGCUUCUGAAUAAGCCAGGGGAGACCGAUUCUGAAAGGCAGAUAUCCAGUGUCCUGCAACAAGCCCUGAGCAUGGCCCAGAAGCUCCUGGAGCACCACCAGCAGAGUUUGAGAGAGGAACAACAGAACAGUGUUGUGCUGGAAGACUCGCUGGAAAACAUGGAGACGGACACCUUUGUGACCCUGUGUGGCCAGGAGCUGAGACUGGCAUCUUACCUCUCGAGGAUGACCAUGGUCCCCGCAGCCACGCUACGCCGGCUGCUGAGUGUGUUGCUGCCCACGGCCUCUCAGGCCCAGCUGCUGGCCCUGCUGGACUCAAUGGGCGAGAAGCAUUCAGACCAUGCUGUGGAGAAUGAGGGCAGCUCGGAGCCGGCUGACAGGGGCAGAAGGAGGAAACACCAGGGCUGGUGGCAAGCCUUAGACACCAAACUGCGAGGAGAUUUGAUGGCCAGAGGACUAGAAAAGAUGCUCUGGGCUCACAGGAGGAAGGAGAGCAUUUUACAGAAGACGUGUCUCCCUCUCAGAGAGAGGAUGAUAUUCUGUGGAAAAGGAAGUUGGCCACACCUGUCACUGGAGCCCAUUGGCGAGCUGGCCCCUGUGUCCAUUGUCGGGGCAGAAACGAUUGAUGUUUUGAAUACAGGCGAAAAGCUCUUUAUAUUCAAAAAUCUGAAGGAUCCAGAGAUCUCAUUGCUCAUUCCUCCCAGGAAAAAGAAAAAGAACUUCCUGAAUGCCAAAAAGGCCACUAGGGCCUCAGGCAUGGACUAGCCCCAGGGAAAGUUCUGUGGACCCAUCCAAAGACAGAAAGAUUUACGUUCUCCUGCCCACCAGUGUUUGUUUGUGACAUACAUCUUGCAGAGAUAAACCGCACAUGUAGAAGAUGCAGACGUCCCCAACAUGCACUGACUUUGAAGGACUCAGUUUCAUCUGGUCUAGUGAAUUUCCAGGUGGCCCAGUUUCUUCCACAUCACAGGACAUGAACACUCAUUCCCUUCACUCCCACCUGUCCAGGCAUGUGGAGGAGACCCUCACUCCUCAAUUCUCAUCUCACCACCAGGCCACCCAACACGUGGUCUUAGCAAGGUUCUCUGUUCUUACGUUUUGUAUUUGUUACCUAUUCAUUUUUAUUAAGGGAACUAUUAAAAAUAAAUAUACACUGUGUAUUAUGGAAA